Fonticula alba is the source of this 3008-nucleotide messenger RNA. RefSeq lists its product as hypothetical. Bases 1 to 2931 code for a protein of 976 amino acids. The transcript has 4 exons. Lineage: Eukaryota; Rotosphaerida; Fonticulaceae. The record is from RefSeq and is a predicted model, not a curated record.
AUGGCACACUCAGCCGCCGUCGUCAGUACGGCCGGGUGGAGCGCCCGGUUACUCGGGUCCGCCCUUGCACCGGGAGUGGCGCUGAUCACUGCCAUGGUGACCUCCCUCCCCGGACCGACUUCCCGGCUGGGCCUGUCCUUCGCCUUGGCCUCGGCCUCGUCCUCGGCGUCCGGGUCCCUGGAGGACACCAACCCCCUCACCUGCCUGGACCUGGGCCCCACCUGGAUGCAGGCCACCUGCAUCACGCUGGACUUCGUGGUGUUGCUCCUGUACCUGACCAUCGCGAUCCUAUGCAUCAAGGCCCUGACUUUGGGCUGGGACUAUCGCGACAGCGCCGGGGUCCGGCUCAUCCGGCAGCUGCUGUCCCUGGAGCCGCGCAACACGGUGGAGGUGUCCCACUCGCCCAUCGGCGAGGGCUCCAUCACCAAUAGCAGCAUCAACGGCGAUGGCACCGACCUCCUUGGCGAGGAUGAGGAGCACGAUGUGUGCAGCCCGCUGCUGGCCACCUCCGGGGACAUUUAUGGCAGCGCGCACCGGUCACUGAGUACGACCACCACCACCACCACCACCACCACCACCGCCACCGAUUCCCCGGGCGAUCUGGCGACCCAGCCGCACGCGCACGCGCACGCGCAGCCCUCCGGGCCGGGCCUCCGGGAGUCCACCCUCAGUGUCCCGGGCAGCAUGGACUUCACGAUGUCCUCCUCGCCACAUCUGGUGCCCCUGCGAAUGGGUGAGCCCCCGGAGCCGGGCCCCUUCUACGCGUCCGUGGAUGAGACGUCACCGCGGUUGCAUGACGAGAUGUUCGGGUACGGGCCGUACCGGCACUCGCUGGCCGUGCACCACUACCACCGGUACUCGGCGGCCGGCCUGCCGGCGUCCUUCUCGGCUGGCGGGUCGGGCACGCCGCACUCUGCCGGCGGCCCGGGCACCCCGCGCGUCGGCGCCCCCAUGGCCGGGCCUUCCGACAAGCGCCAAUGGCAGAAGUUCUUCCACCUUUCGCUGUUGCUGGGGUGCAUCUUGCGCAUGGUUUACUUUGCCCUCAAGCCCUUCCUGUCGGUGUCGCUGCCCUUCUACCUGAUCACCGACAUGGCCACAUCGGUGCUCUUUUUCUCGGCCUACAACGUCUUGCUGUACUACUGGGCCGAGAUGUACCACUCUACCUACGAGCGGACCAUUCGCCUGCGGCCCUACUACAUCGGCUACAUGGGAGCCCUGUGCUUGGUGCUGCUGACCCUCUUCCUGGUCAAUUGGCUGGCCUACAAUCCCUAUUGCCUGGGGGGGAAUUCGCUGGAUGGCAGCGGCUCGGAGCCGUGCAAUCCCUCGCUCACGCCGAUCGACAUCGGCAUCCAGCUCAUCUCCAUCAUCCAAUAUGCGGUCAUCUCGCUGGGGUUCUUCGUCUACGGAAUACUGCUGUACCAGAAGUUCCGCAAGCUCAGCCAGACCACCACAUCCAACCGGUCCAACACCAAAGCCAUGAACACCCUCCUGAUUGUGUCCAUCCUCUAUCCGACUUUCUUCCUGGCCCGAGUCAUCUUGCUGGUGGUGGUCGUCUUCAAGAGCUACACUCUCGUGUGGUGGUUUAAUGCCGUGUACUUCACCCUCCUGGAGGUCCUACCCAUCUACAUCCUGUCGCUGGUGUUCUCCUACAGUCGGAUUAGCACUGGCACUGGUGGCACGCCUGGGGUCAUGAGCAGCUCGCUGUCCGGCUCGACCACCCCUUUCGCCUCGCUGACGACCGUGACCCCGCAUACGGCCAGUCGCGCGCGCUCCGGCACGGCCCUCGGUGGCCACCAGAAGUCCUCGUCAACCGGUACGGCGACCACCACCGGGGCCGGCCUCGGCGAUGAUCCUGCCCAGGCCGGCGGCUCGGCCUACCGACUGAAUGAUCCUGAUCCCUUCGCCAGCCUGCUGGUCGAGCCGCCACCCCCCGCUGGCGGCAGCAUCGAUCAGCCGGCCACCCUAUCACACCACCACCAUCAUCAUCAUCAUCACCAGCCCCACCAUCUGUCGCAGCACCAUUCCCAUCCCCUGCCAGGGCAUCUGAUGGGCCCGUCUGCCUUUUCGGCGGUCCCGUCGGCGGCCGUGUCACGCACGAGCAGCUUCCGGGGCGGAGCCCCGCCGACCAUUGUCGGGACGUCGGCCAACCCCGGGCCCCGGUCCCGGCUGCCGACCCUGCUGUCGGCGGCCGAUCUCAAACCCAAGCACAAUUACCUGGGUGAUCUGCCGGUGGCCAACGAGGCGGGUGGCUCCAGCGCCGGGCCCACCCCUGCCGGGCCCACCCCCCAGGUCCGGUCUCCCAUGGACCCGACUGGCCGGGCGGGCCCUGGCUCGGACUCCGGUUCGAACCCGGGCGGCGAGUCGACCUCGGCCCCCGACCUCGGGGCCCCCUCCGCCAGGCCCGCCGCCACUGCCGGCACCUCCACCGCCGGCAGUGGCAGCAGUAGCAGCAGCAACAGCAGCAGCAGCAGCAGCAGCAACACCAGCACCGCCACGGGCCCCGGCGCCCGGCCGGACCUCAUCAUCCCUUCACAGACUGCCAUCAUUGCGGCCUUGCAGUCGGUCGCCCUGCCGGCAUCGCCCACCUCCGCGGCGCAUCUCCUGGACUCGGGGUUCCUGUCGCACAUGCACCAUCACCAUGCGUCGCUCGCCGGGCCGGCCCCGGGGUCGAGCGCCAUGGGGGGCACCGGCGCCGGCGCCGGUCCUUAUGCCCUGGCCGGGGCGGCUGCCUUCUCCCACUCGGACGACUUGGCCUCCUCCUUCUUCGACACCACGCUCCUGACGCGGUCAGCCAGUGCGGCGUCGGCGGCGGCGGCGGCGGCGGCCUCCUCGCGUGCGGCCGCCCGCGCACGCGCCGCCUCCCGUGCGGCCCAGCAACCGCCGGACCUGCCGCCGGAGGAGCCCCCCGCGCCUGGCGCCCCCUCUGCCUGAAUGCAGGGGGCGGAUAUGGGGGGCCUGUAGCAGCACGCCGGCGCGCACGCGCGAGAAAUACACCACCGGCCAUACGA